This is a messenger RNA of Zea mays, 1605 nucleotides long. RefSeq lists its product as uncharacterized. The transcript has 4 exons. Bases 79 to 1167 code for a protein of 362 amino acids. The record is from RefSeq and is marked validated. NCBI's taxonomy places the organism in Eukaryota, Viridiplantae, Streptophyta, Magnoliopsida, Poales, Poaceae.
CACCGAUCUGGGAAGGCAUUGUCUUGUUGUACUUUCCCUUCCGGCAGUGGCCUCGAUUCGCAUCUCCUUUUCCCGUCCAUGCGCGCGCCGGCGGGCGGUGCCAGUGCCACCGCGCUCGCGGCGGCCAUGAACAUUAAGCAGCCGCUGCACGGCGCAUCGACGCUGUUCGCGCUGCUCUCCCUCUCGCUGCUCCUCCUCCGCCUGCUCCUCCGGCUCCGCCUGGCCGCCUUCCGCGACGCGGCGCUGUCGCUCCACCUGCUGGCGCGCCUCCGCCUCCGCCCCGUCCUCCUCUGCCUCCCGUCAGCCUGCCACGACGGCGGCGCCGGCGCCGGCGCCACCACGCUGCGCGUCUGGUGCCCCGCCGCCCCAUCCUCCAAGCCGCCGCUGCUCCUCCUCCACGGCUUCGGCGGGGACGCCAAGUGGACGUGGGCGCGCAACCUCCCGCGCCUGUCCCGCCACUUCCACGUGUACGUGCCGGACCUCGUGUUCUUCGGCGCGCAGUCCCGGUCCGCGUCGCCGCUGCGCUCCGUGGCGUUCCAGGCCCGCUGCGCCGCCGAGGCCAUGCGCCUCCUCGGCGUGCCCCGCUACGACGUCGCGGGGAUCAGCUACGGCGGCUUCGUCGCCUACCGGAUGGCCGCCGCCGAGGCCAGGGACGCCGUGGGCAGGCUCGUCAUCAUGACCACCGGCGUCGCGGCCACGCCCGGGGAGAUGCGGGCGAUGGCGGCGCGCGAGGACCGCACCGUCGAGGAUGCGCUGCUGCCGGACACCGCCGAGGGGCUGCGCUUCCUCGUAAGACGCUCCAUGCAUCGCCCCCCGCCUUGGAUGCCGGACUUCGUGCUUGACGACUUCAUCCAGCUCAUGUACGUGGACCAGAAAAGGGAAAGGGCAGAGUUGCUGCACGAACUGCUCAAGACCGGAGCUGGCUUCGACCCCCUCCCGGUUCUUACCCAGGAAACACUGAUCAUCUGGGGCGACAAAGACCAGGUGUUCCCCGUCGACCUCGGCCACAGGCUGCACAGGCUUCUGGGCGAGAGGUCCAGGCUAGAGAUCGUCAGGGACGCAGGGCACGCGCUGCAGCUGGAGGGCGCCGACCACGUCAACCGCUCCAUCAAGUCGUUCCUCCUGGACGAGCGGGUCGGCCCGGGAGCCGGCGCGGGCCGCAAGUAGGACGAGGCCUUCUCCCGUCCAGGCCCACAACCAAACGGAGGCCUGCUCGCAGGUGCCUGCGUACUUGCGUUGCAGAGCUGCAACAGUGCGAACGCCAGCUGUAGUUAAGCAGCGGAGCGGCAAUGACCUGCACGCACGCAGACGCCCCCACCGCCCCGCAAUCAUGCAGCGCUGGGGCUACUGGUUACAAAAGUACAGAGAAGCGUCGCUCCGGACUAGUUUGUUUUGUACAAUAAUGUCUGAAAGAACGAGCUUGUGCGGCCGAAAUUCGGAGAGCUGUCUUUAUCUGGUGCGCACAGUCUGUCUCUUUGUUUCUUCAUGCUCAGCCUCAUGAGAUAACGAUAUAUUUAUGACAGCUCCAACAAUAAUUUGUAAGCUAAAUUCAAGCAUUUUAUUUUAUAUUUCAAUAAAGAAAGGGAGAAAAGCUACCUCCUGAUC